This is a messenger RNA of Monomorium pharaonis (pharaoh ant), 4983 nucleotides long. Its product is annotated as solute carrier family 2, facilitated glucose transporter member 8-like. Gene Ontology annotation, biological process: transmembrane transport. The coding region runs from base 3762 to 4136 and encodes 124 amino acids. The transcript has a single exon. NCBI's taxonomy places the organism in Eukaryota, Metazoa, Arthropoda, Insecta, Hymenoptera, Formicidae. Gene Ontology annotation, molecular function: transmembrane transporter activity. Gene Ontology annotation, cellular component: membrane. The record is from RefSeq and is a predicted model, not a curated record.
CUCUCUCUCUCUCUCUUUCUUCUUCGAGAGAGCGCGCGACUUGCUCGAGAGUCAUCCUCUCCGCACUUGGUCUGUACGCAAAAAGCCGCCCGGCACGCGAUGCCGGAAGACAAUUAUUACAUCGUCCGCGCAAAAUGCUCCUCGCGCGAUUAAGCGAAAUUGUCCGCCGCAAUUUGGAGAAUUUUAAUCGUCGGCUGUGAUUGCGACUUGUCGCACUUGCGAAGGCCAAUUUCAAUGACCAGUUAGGCCUCACGGCAUAUGAUUUAUUGCUUAUUACUUGCUGUAUCAUUAAAAUACAGCGACGCGCGACGAUUUGAUGCAAGUUAUUACAGAAUAAUCCGAACGUCCCGGGUAAGACUAGGUUCAGGUGCAACUUCGCGUGAUGGCACGCGGCGAUUUAUGAAAAUGCGACGUUUUUCCUUAGAUAGGAGGUUCUCUGUCCUUUAGACUGCUUGGGAAGCAGUAAGAAAAGUGACUGCAUGGGUUUUUGAACGACUAUUGCUCUAUUAUAGAUAAAUUCACGAGGGCGGCGGGCAGUAACGGGGUGAAUUCUUCAUACGUCGGGGGAACAAUAUGCUCUCGAGUUACGGAGAAUUUUUCUCCAGGCACAUAUUGCGACGGCUCUUAUCGUUUCACGUUAGGGGAAUUCCAUUUGGAGACAUCGUGCGUUUUUUUUUCUUCCUCGCGUUCGUUAUAUUCGAGCCACAGCCGAUCAAGAUUCAUACAUACACGACGACGAGGUUCUUUUAUCGUUAUGGGUUAUCAGUCUAAUUCUCUUCGCCGGUUGUCGUUCGCAGAAAUAGGAUUACUUAGCCGGACUUGAUUUCGAACAUCUGUCUAAUUUUCAUACAAAUUGACGUGAGCAAAAACCGUAGUAGCAAAUGUCGUUAGGAUACUGAAAUGUAGAAAAACAAUCUCAUUUGCUCAUUAAGACAUACGCGUUAUGUAACGUAUUUACCAAUCAUUCUCCAUUUAAACGCAGUCAUUUGUCAAACAAUCACUGAAUGUAACAAUGUAGAUUAUGUAGUGCCUAUUGACGUGCGGUAAUUUAAUUAAUCGAAGACAUAUGUAAAUGAUCAUCGCAAUUGAAGAGUUUGCAGGAAUAACACGGCAACCUUGACUGCAAAUCGAAUUUCGUAUGAGCAUAACGUUUCAUUCCGUGAGAUUGAUAUCUACGCAGUUUAAUUUUUUUUUUUUACUAUUAUUAGAGUGCUAUUGGUGGAACAACAUUGACGUACUCUUUUACGUAAUCACACAUGCAUUACGCGGAACAACAAAUCGAUGGAAGCUCUAUAUCUGCACUUAUAGAUUUAUUCUAUUUCGAGAACAAAGUUGAUUUCGCGGAUGUAUGUUUGUGAAACUUUAAUUACGGGUUACGCGUAUUUAAAUCCCGCGAUAAGCAAACGUUGCCUUACACGUCGCAAAUACACUCGUUAUCUUGUUUAAUAUGUUUUCUAUUGACGCGUAUAUAAUUUGCAGUGCACAUUGCGUAUCAGGGAAAACGCGUAUCGAUAUACAUAUCGCAGUGCCAUUUAUCGAUGACCGUCGUCACGGUCAUUGAACGUGUUAAUCGAAUAUCUGGUAAAUGGACGUUGCCGCGGCUUUAAUUACGUUACGUAUUGAAACUGCGCGUUUGAUAUGUUACGAUGACACGCUCGUGGUGUCUCUCAUUAGUAAUCUAUCCGUGCAAGAGGAUGUGUUUUUAAAUUUUUAAAUUCAGUACGAGACACAUACAUACAUGUACAAUACAGAUGACUGCCACGCAGUGUCGUGCGCCGUCACGUGACAAAUAAACGUCUCGUUUCCGCUCUUGUCCCUAUCGACCUACCGUUUUAGGCCGGAGGAGACUGACUCCUCUUCGCUUCUCCGAGGAGUCGAUCUGCAAUCCGAAAGUUGUCAGGCGCACAUCGCGCAGAGCCUUAAUGGAAUUUGAAUGUCGUUAGCCGAAGUAACCGGGCGUAAGGAAGGGACGUUAUCCCCAUUUACCUCCGUCGCUCUGUACAGUACGCGAGAGAGACUCGCCAAGUUUAUUGGAGCACGAAAAUACGCUCGCUUCGUCGAUCGUGUCCUUUGGUAGUUUAGGAUCGUCUGACACUUGCUUGCGAGCCCGCGGGAACACGGCGCUGUAAUUAGCGUGUCCGUUAUGUCGUUUCGCCAUUAACGCUCGUCUUGCAUGUGCGCGACACAAAGACGGUUAUUUACUUAGUUCUGGUUCAAAGGGAUCUCUCGGCGACAGAAUGUCCGAAAUUGACGUCCGACCGAGAGGCUGGUUCUGUAAUUUUCUUGAAUCUUACCUUUUAUUUUUGAUAACCGUUGAUUAUUUCACUUCUAACUUUUUCUUAUAAUAUUAUUUAUAAAUUAUAAUGUUAUUUAUAAUAUUAUUUACAAUUUAUUUGUUACAAUAUUAUUUGUUAUAAUAUUUAUAAUUAUUUUUAAUGUACCGCGUAGAAAAGUGAGCGAGAGAACAGAAUAGCGAUUAGAAGCGAAAAUUUCACCGCGUGAAAUGAUCAUUUGGCAAUCACGCGUAUUAUGACGCCAAUUCGGAGUAAUCCACAGCAAUCUUAUAAAACCGACCGUAUAAAAGGUCUCGAAAUUCCGCUUGAAUAGAAUUUGUACGGAACGGCGAGGAAGGAUGAAAAAUGAAGAGAAUGGAAAAGGCUUCUCGACAUAUAUACUGGGUCACGAGCGCCUUACGACUGGUUUACGAUUAGCCGAUUUUCCAUUCCUCAUGCUCUCUAUUGUGCAAUGCGUCUAACUGCAACGUUGGGAUAAUGAUGCACUGCAUGCGUGACUUGAUCAUUAGAUUAGAAAUGAACACAGUGAAUUGAGGGAGCUGCGUGAUAGUUUCUGGGUUGUAUGCAUGACAAAUUUUUUAUUGUUUUUCCGCGGUAAUGUUAUACAAUAAAAACAUGUUUACGUUUAACGUACACGCGAUUUGACUCUACAUUAGUGCCGUAGAAUCACGCCGUUAUGAAAACGGUAAUAAUGGAACCGUCAUAUAUCUUUCUUUUAUUAGAAUGAAUAUAGCGGGGGACAUUAAAGAAGAAUGAAUAUCGCUAACGAAGCGAGGCGAAGGAGGGCGCAGUCGUUUCUCUCGAUGGUAUGCCGAAAAUCGUCGUUUAACCGUCCCGACAAAUCGCUAAAUGAGAAUGACGGAGAACGAACGGAGUUCCACCGCCGAACUUUACCGUAGGAGGAUUCACCAGUACGCCGCUGCUGCCGCAGGUUUCCCCCUUUGCGUAAGAUAGUCGAUUUCAGGGGAGCUGAUAAAUUUUUCGGGGUAACCUUUUUUUUUUUUUUUUUUCUUUUAAAUCUCGCGAUACAUUCGUGCGCGACGACGCGUUUGCGUGCUAAAUUGCGGCUCAUCAAACGAUGUGCACGACGUUGAGAGUCAAGGGGUUAAUGACUGUGAGCAAUCGCACGAGUCGUCGUCGCGGCGACAAUGACGGGCGACAACGGCGAAUGCGGCUGGGAGAGAACACGCGGAGGGCACACAUUGGAGAACAUGUCGGCGGAAUUAUUAAAUGCCGCCGUAGCGCUAUAAUGAACAUCCGGUGAGAAAGAGAGAGAGAAAAAAAAGAAUGUCGGACAACGGGCAGGGCGCGGAGGAAGCGUCGUUUCAAGUGCUUUAAAGAACGGCCGCGGUUACGGACGCGCCGGUUACGGGGCGAACAAAUCGCCAUACGUGUAACGUAAAUUCCUGAUGGCCGUGUGGUGUUCGCGGUCAACGAACUCCUUUCCUUCUUUCGCGAGCAGCCUGCAUGGGUGGAUUCUCGUUGGGAUGCGGCCUCGGUUGGAGCGCGCCGUGCGUCGAAAUAUUGAGGAGCCAGUUGGACGACUUCAAGAUAAACGUGAUCGCAUCGGUGUUCCCGAUAGGCGCGGCGCUAGGCACUCUCACUGUGCCCCUGCUGGUUGACAGGAUCGGCCGGAAGUGGACGAUGAUGGCCUUGGUGCCGGUCUUCGUCGGCGGCUGGAUUCUGCUGAUCUGCGCGGGCACGCUAGUGCCGAUGUUCGUACUCGGCAGGAUCGUGACCGGCGCCUGCGGCGGCAUGUGCUGCGUCCUGGCGCCCAUGUACUCCGCGGAAAUCUCCGAGAAACAUAUCAGAGGUAACAUAUCGCUUUGCCUGCGCGAUUAAUCCUAGACUCUUGCAAGUAGCGCGGGUUGAGUCAUUUGUUUACGGUAUAUUUGAGUAAAAUACAUCUUGUUAUUCAUUUCAAUAUGGUAUUUAUUAAAAAUACAUUGUAGCAUCUCUAGUACGCAAUACAUUGGCUAAUAUUGACUAAGCAUUAGUUAUAUUGGGAGUGCAUUUGUCAAUGUUAUCAAUAUACGGUCAAUAUUAGUCGUAAAAUAUUGGUUGCACAAAUUUCAUGCAAUUAAUAUGUAAUAUGAAAAAUUGAAUAAUCUAACAUUAGUCCAAUAUUAAAUCAAUAUUGAAUCAAUAUUACUGUUAAAUAAGGUGAAGCGUCUGCUUUAAAAUAUUGGACCAAUAUUGGGGCUAUUGCAUUUACAUUACUUCCUAAUAUUAUGUCAAUGUUUUAUGCUACUAGGUACAUGUAAUCCGUAUAAAUAGAUCCAUUUAAAAUACACUUUGUCGUGAGAUAAAAACAAUUUGGAAUGCGGAUGAUUCAACGUGUAAUAAUGACGCUUAGUCCGUAAUGUGGAUAAUCGGGACGCGGAAUAAGACGGCUUGCUGAGUGAUAUUAUUAGUGCCUAUCAUCGUUCAGCACGAGCUCGUUCUCCUUGCAUCGCUAAUGCGCGUGUACGCGAUUUACCGUCGCUUAGCCGAGCGACGAGAGGCAAAGAAGAAGUAGCAGCUUCAUUAUGCGGUUCUUCCUUUCCCGUAACAGGGACGACGGGCGUCUUCUUCCAGUUGCUGCUCGUGCUCGGUAUACUGUACGUGUACUGCACCGGUUUCACGCGAGAUGUAGUCGCGAUAUCCAGCCUCUGUUGCAUCGCGUCGAUCGUGUUCGGCGUGGCGAUGG